GUCACACUCUCUACAGUAGGCCGAAUACUUUCGGUCAAAUUGACGACAAAUUUAAACAAUAAUGUCGGCCCACAGCGGCGGAACGGAUUGGAAUUCCGUGGUAAAAGCUCUGCUACUUAAUCGUACAGGAGCUCUCAACAAAAAUGAAGUAGUUAACCUGCUGAAAGCAAUAACGCGUUGCGAACAUGAUUUUUUCGAGGAGGAAAGCAAUUUCACGCAGUUUUACACGGCCUUUGCGGCCCUGGCGGCGGACAAACUUAUGCAAAUCAAAUCGAUUUGCCAGACGCAGAUUUGUCAGCUACACGAUGCCACCGCCGUGCUCAUCCGGUUUAUCAUCUACAGGCUGCCCAGAGUUUCGGUCUAUGAGACAAAAUGGCUCCUGGGCGCUCUCAAGAUGCUCUGCGAGGGGCGGGAGAGUCCUUCAUCUUCCUCCUCCACUACGUCGACGACCAUGUUCGACUACAAUGCGGUGGCCAAUGUCCUGAAGAGCUGCAAGCAUCCUGAGUCGAACACCAAGAGCAUCCUGCCCAGCAGCAGUUCGUCUGGAAGCGGCGCCAGCAACGACAAGGAGUCACCCAAGUCGGAGAUCAAGCGAUCCCGCUCGGACCUGUCCUCGGUUAUUCUGCAACAACUGAUUGCUCCUCUGGAGCCGGGCAAGAUAACUUGGGUGCCGCUCAGCGAGGAGGUCACUGACUGCACUGAACAACUUCUGGCGGCCAAUGUGGAGUAUUUCCAAGAGCAAAAUGGAGUUGAUACCCUGCUGGACGUGUGUGUUAGCCUGCCCAUACUGAAUCGCUACCGCUCCAAAUAUAUGGAGACCAUCAAUGGCGGAAAACCCCUUUAUUUGCCUCUAACGCAGGUGGAGGCCACCACUGUGAAGUCGAGCAUGAAUCACAUGCUCACUGAUCUCACCAUUUUGAGUCAGGCUCAUGCUUUGAUUGUGCUGCAGCCUCUCACUCCCAAUCGGAUUGAACGUCUCUCCAUGUGUGGCAUUGCUGCCCUUUACAAUGCCGUGUUGACUUCGAUUGCCACCAGCGUACUCGGGAUGAGCCAGGCGGGGAGCUCCCAGAAGCAGCAGACUGCAUCCACCAGUCAGGGCAGCGGAGGUGGUUCAAGUACUGGACAGAUUAACAAGGACCAUGACGACUUCGAAGAGCAGGCCUGCAACAUUGUGAACAAGGCCUUGGAGAUCUACUCCAACAUUGGCGAUAUGUUCAAAUCGUCGGCCAGGAUUCAUGUGUAUCAGAACCAUCUCUGCUAUGGCAGCUGGCUGCUCAUAAGCGGCAUCCAAGGUGCAAUGGGCGCCUCCGGAAGUAGUGGAACCAGCUCGGAGUCUUCGUCUAAAUCGGCCUCUAAGGCGGCCAAAACUGGAAGUGAAGCAGGAACUGCUCCCACCACUCCAAUAGCCAGAGUCAACUUAUUUAAAGUUCAGCAAGGAUUCGGAGAACUCAAUGCAGCCAUUGCUAACCACAGCAUCAAACUGCUUUCAGAGUUAAUCGACGACCUGAAGAUCGAGUCCGCUUGUGGACAGAGUCCCGAGUCAACGGAGCUGCCGGAGCCGGCGCAGUUCGACAUCUUACAGAACUAUAGUUCGCUCGAGAGGAUUGUGCGGGUUCUCAACACGGCCACUCUGCACCAACUAUUUACCUUCCUGGCCACAGUGGCUUAUCGCAAGGCCUGCACUUUGAGGCGAGCUUCUGCUAAGGAUCGAACGGAAUGUGAACCCAUCAGCUACUCCGAUUCCACGACGUACUAUAACGACUCUCUCUCGUGCUCGGACAACUCCGAGGAGGACGACAGCGAGAGCUACCUGGGGCACUGGUUUAAGGAGACGCUCUCCCCAGAAACGCACGACGACAAUGCAAACACAUCCCCACAAGAGCGUGGCGAACAGAAGAGCGCCCUGGUGCCCAAACUGGAUGAGCCACAUGAAUAUCUUGAUUUGGCGGCGGACAUCUUCUGUUUCCUGGACCAAUUUCUGGCGAAUCGGCACGCCUACAUGCAGCGCUAUGUAAAGGCGGGAGUCAGUGACCAGCAAAUGCUGUUAAUGGCCAACAUAAUCAAGGAUUUCGACCGCGAUGUCAUGCGCAACGAGAGCGAACAGGUGUCGGGAAAUGCCUCGGCUGCCAAUGCAGGAGCGGGAUCCUCUGCAGUGGCUUCCGCCAAGUGGCAGACCUCGAUGAUUCGCUUUUCGGGAGCUGCAGGACGCUACAUCCACAACUUGAUCUCAACCUCUCUGUUGUCCGAGCAACUUCAAUCUAAUCUGCUGCAACACUUGGCCAUAUCGCCUUGGUCGACCGAUACCAACACCUGGCCCCUUCAGGUCUAUCCGAGUACCUUGUCCGUGCUGGUGCAAAUUCUUUUGCUGAAGCCCACCCAAGAGAAGGAGGCCGCCUGCCUGUCCGUUUGGCACCGUCUCAUCAAUACAUUGGUCGAGGGAGUCUGCUCUUGGAGCACGGCCAGUGAUUCGGAUUACGAGGACUUGAACAUUGAGCACGCCCAACUGCUGCUCUUCCUGUUCCACUCGCUCAAUCUAAUGCAAAAGAAAUCCAUCCUGCUUCUAACGGCUGGAGGAGUUAUCCGUUGUGCUGAAGUUUGUCGCGGAAUUAGUGAUCGCGGCGAUCGGCCCGUAAGGAACAGUCAAAUGAUGCUACUGUCCCGCUUGCUGCUGUUUUUGGAGUACCUUAUGAAGCACUUGUACAACGCUCCUCCGGAAUUGCUAGAUCAGGUGCGCUGGAAUCUCUUCAGUGUUAGCAGCAUGCCGGAAACCCAGAAGAUCACGGAUCUACUGAAUAGCCGUACCAAACUGAAUUCCUAUUGCCGUCAGGAUAUAGAGGAGAAGUUCCGCAAGUCGGCUGGCGAAUAUGGAUCGGCCAUUCGUCCAACGUUCUACUCCCUGGUAAUGGGCGAUCCUGAGAAACCCUAUUGGGCUCAGGAGUUCAAGUUGGAUGGCUUGGCCUGGAAUUUUAUUCUCUGCACGCCGGACAAGCUCAAGUAUCCGCUUCUGGUGGAUGCUCUCACCGACAUUCUCUCCAUCGCCGACAUGUCCGUGUACUCCAAAGACAAGGAGAAGGAGGCCAGCAUGCACAAUCUGUGCGCCAUGCAGUACUGCUUUGGCAUUGCCUGGAAAUUGGUUUUGGGUCUGCCGCCUUCCACCUCUCACGUGGAGUCCCUAAAGGUGGAGCGUUCACCCAACCUGCACUCACUGAUCUGGAGUAUACGCUGCCCCCUGGCCAGCUCGCACUACCUGGUGGUCAACAGCCUAAUCAAGCAGGGAAUGUAUACCCAAUACGCCGAAACUCUGUGGAACCAGGUGGGCGAUAUUGCAGCCGAUAUGAAGUAUAGUCUCAAGCAGACCAUUCUUGGUGUUGAAACAUUCAAUUGCCAGAUGAACGGUAACGGAACUCCCCGUCUCUCCGAUCUCAUCCUAUUCGAUGCUUUGGUUGCUCACAUGCAGGCGGUGGCCUGGGCGAACAAGGAGGGUUACAAGUGGCCGCGGAAGGAGAGCGAUGACGCUUCCAGCGAGCAGUCCACAGCACAUGGAACUUCGUUAACUAGCUCGUCCAACGAUCUGGAACUGUACUCCUCGGAUGAGUCCAUUGAUGAGCAGAAAUCAAAACACGAAGAUGAGGGAAGGCUGCCCAGUGAUCUGCAGAAGCAUAAUCAACUUGUAAACGAGCUAAUGAUAAAGCUAAUGAGUUCCUACCGCCUUCUUUCGGUUAUUGUGCGUGGCCAGAUGCUGAAGCAGUUAUCCAGCUCCACUCCCGAGCAAGCAUUGAAUCUGAUUGUGCCCAUUGUGAGCGAUAAGCCUGCGAUUAUGUUGGAAUUGCAUGCGGCCUUUCUGAAACUCCUGCCCAACGAGGACAAACAAUUGAUAGCGAACGAGUGGCCGAAAUGCCUGAUGGUCAACGAUUCCGCCUUCGAUGGCAAGCAGCAUCCAGUGGAGCCAUACACCUUGAACGUAAUAGAUGCACACAUCACGGAAUUGACGCGAGGAGCCAAUUACUCCACCCUGCACACUCUGAAACAUUGUUUGAAGUCAAUCCUGCACUUGUUCGAGCUGCUGCUACCACACUGCUCCGGCAACACGGAGAUAGAGGCUCAGCUGAAGCUCUUGCUCAUUGCAUCCAUGCUGGACAUGCGAACUGAUUACCUGCAGGGACAAAGCGAACAGUGCCUGCGGGAGAUCCUCAGUGGUCUUACUUUGGAGGCCCAAAAGCUGUUGCUCUAUGAGCACAUGAUUGGAUACUGCUAUCGCAUGCUGAAAGACUUUGCAGCCGAUCUCCGACAGCCAAAGGACGGAGGUGCAGCUCCUCUGGAUCAGGAUCGGGCCAUUUUUAAUGAGUCCAUGCUGUUUGCGGUGCUCAAAACGAUGAUCAAGAUGCUCGAAAAGCCGGUGGCCGUGCAGGCAAUGCGACAGUUCUUCAAGGAUCAGCGUUCUGGAAGUCUUACCACCCUGCUUCUCUCUUUCACGGGCACUAGUCUACCCGUCAGCUACGCCCGCAAGAUGCUGCAGUUUGUUGAGCGUCUUUUCCAGCAAUCCUUGCAACCGGACUCGCAGUUCCAGCACGAGGAUCUCGUUGAGUGCUUCUCCGAGCUGGCCACUGUCGAUGUGGCUCGUUUAAAGCUCUGGCUGGCCCACAUUAUCUACGGUCCCAAUGUGAGCACGGAUGUGAGCACCUCUGAGGCAUUGGACACCACCUGCCGAAUGCUCACGAGCAUUUUGCAGCCAUCGAGCAGUUCUAGCAGCAAUGCCCAGACCCCGACGAACAUGGCCACCGUUUCGGCCAUGCCAAGCAUCUCCGACCAGCUGGACGCCAUGGAUAUUGACUACGACUCCGGCACUGCAGCAGGAGGUGGCGAAAGCGGCGCAGGUGCAGGAGGAGCUGCAGCCAACACCUCUCGGAUUCUGAGCUUGUGGCAAGCGGCGCAACCGAAUCCCUCUGAGGACUCUUCCCAGGCAUGUGAUCACUCGGGAGGCGAGCGAAAUGGAGCACUCCUCUUGAGCUUCGUCAAAUCCUUGGUGAAAGAUCAGAACAAAGCAGCGCAGAUAGCUCCACCACUUUUCCAAGCAUUGCUGCAGCUGGGACAGACAUUGAUUUCCCCACCACAAGAUGGGUGCGACUUUGCGGAUGUGCUGCAGAUAAUGAUCACCCUGGCGGACGCCACCCCAGCACGUGGUCAUGUGGCGCUGUUCAAUACCACGCUCCUCUGGCUGGAACUGGCCAAGUUGCAGCUGCCGGACAAGCAUCUAAAGCAUGCGGAGAAUGUUAGCGCCCAGCUGCGCUAUCUCAGCGAACUCCUGCAGAGCAUUGGCUUCCGAGGCAGUCGCCAGCACAUCCCACCUUGGGAUGACGAACUGCAAACCGAUAUCGAUGAUCUGUACGACGAGCUGGCUGAGGAGGGUGAGCAGGACUCGUUGCGGGACGACUCCGACGAGGACACGCUGAACAACAAGUUGUGCACCUUCUCGCAAACGCAAAAAGAGUUUAUGAACCAGCACUGGUACCACUGCCACACGUGCAACAUGAUCAACACCGUUGGCGUGUGUUCCGUGUGCGCCAGGGUUUGCCACAAGGGACACGAUGUGAGUUACGCCAAGUACGGAAACUUCUUCUGCGACUGCGGCGCCAAGGAGGAUGGAUCCUGCCAGGCGUUGAGCAGGCGGCUUGGAAGCAGUGAGGCCAGGGAUUCAGUUGGAGUGGGAAGCUACCUGCCAUCGCACAUGAGCUUGCUGGCCGGAAAGAAGCGGAGCAGCCCACCUGUUACGCAGCCUGCUCCUGCGAGAAAGGAUUCGCUGACCAGCGAACGCAUCGUGGUGCUCAGCAAGCUAUUGGAACCCUAUCGCGAGACCCUGCAGCACCAGGAUCAGUGGCUGUUGGUGGUCAAAUGCAUUCUGGAGUACUUUGACGUGCUGCUUCCCUCGAUAAAGGAAAACUGCACCCUGUACUCGAUUGUGGGUUGCCACAAAAGGGCAACCGCUGCGCUGGAGCGUCUGCACCAGCUCGAGCAGAGCUUCCAGGUGACGGAUCAGCUGAUGUUCGCCACUCUGGGAUCACAAGAGGGUGCCUUCGAGAAUGUGCGAAUGAACUACUCGGGCGACCAGGGCCAGACCAUAAAGCACUUGAUAUCCUCCGGAGUUGUGCGACGUGUGGCAUUCUGUUGCCUGUCUUCGCCGCAUGGACGUCGCCAGCAGUUGGCCGUGUCGCAUGAGAAGGGAAAGGUGACCAUCCUGCAGCUGUCGGCGCUGCUCAAGCAGGCAGACGCCUCCAAGAGGAAGCUGACUCUCACCCAACUGAGUUCUGCUCCCAUCGCUUGCACCGUUCUCUCUCUGGCUGCCAAUCCCUGCAAUGAGGACUGCCUGGCCGUUUGCGGCCUCAAGGAGUGCCAUGUGCUCACCUUCUCGAGCAGUGGCAGCACCAAUGAACACAUUGUGGUGAGUCCCCAGCUGGAGAAUGGGAACUACAUCAAGAAAGCCGUUUGGUUGCCUGGCUCCCAGACUCUCCUGGCCAUUGUCACCUCGGAUUAUGUAAAGAUUUACGAUCUGGCCGUGGAUUCAUACAGCCCCAAGUACUAUUACCUGGUGGCCGUGGGCAAGAUUAGGGAUUGCACGUUCAUGUACCAGGAUGGCAACUACUACAUGCUGAGCUUCGCCAGCAGUGGAUACAUAUACACCCAGCAGUUGGACCAACAAAGUUUGGCCAUCCACGGCGACUUUUACGUGACCAACACCCUGGAGCUGAGUCACCAGCAUAUCAAGGACAUAAGUGGCCAAGUUGGCGGUGGUGGAGUGUCCAUCUACUACUCCCACACGCUGCAGCUGCUCUUCUACAGUUACUCCUCGGGCAGGAGCUUCUUCUCGCCACUGACCAAUGUGAACGAGGGUGUGAAGGGAAUCUACCACCUGGACACCAAUCCGGCCAGCAAGUCCUCCUCGAAGGGACCUCUCCAGCCGCUGGUCCAGUGGACGGAGGUGACCGGUCACCCCGGACUGGUUUACGCCAGCAUGCAGACAUCAAACAACCCGAUUAUAUUGAUGAUCACCCCCGAGCGGAUUUACCUGCAGGAGAUCAAGGCUCAGUCGGCCAAGUCGCGCAUCAUGGACGUGGUGGGCAUUCGUCAUGCAGUUGCUGGAGUGGAGAAGACCACUCUGCUUCUGCUCUGCGAGGACGGCAGCCUGAGGAUCUUCUCCGCUCAGCCGGAGCACACUAGCUUCUGGCUGUCGCCGCAGGUUCAGCCGUUCGGUAACCAGCUGUACUCGUCCACUCUGAUGGCAAAGGGCGGAGUAACCGCCACGCCCAAGUGCAAAUCCAAUGCGGCAUCCGGGAAGCUGAACAACAGAAAGGCCAGUCAGCAGCAGAAGCAACUGACGGCUGGCGAACAGGUUGUGUUCCCCAUCGACUUCUUCGAGCACUGCAACAUGCUGGCCGACGUGGAGUUCGGAGGUAACGAUCUGCUCCAGAUCUACAACAAACAAAAGCUAAAGACGCGCCUUUUCUCCACGGGAAUGUUCGUGGCCAGCACCCGAGCGAAUGGCUUCACCCUGGAGGUGAUCAACAACGAUCCCAAUGUGGUCAUCGUUGGCAUCCGAGUGCUUAUUGGCACCCAGGACGUGCAGCGUGCUCCGCAGUCGGUGACGAUCUUGGGACGCACUAUUCCCACGCCUGUGAGGAAGGCUCGCUGGUUCGACAUCCCGCUGAUCCGCGAGGAGAUGCUCCAGUCGGACAAGCUGCUGAAAGUGGUGUUUGCCAAGUCCCAAGACCCCGAAAAUGUGACUCUGCUGGAUUGCAUCGAAGUGUACGGGAAGUCCAAGGAGCUCGUGGGCUGGCCCGACGACAGCGAGGAUGCCGCUGCCCCGGGAUCAAGUGUGCCCCCAGUGUCCUCCUCCCAGGCGAGCAGCGCCAACUUCGGCGAGGGAUUCAACUGCAUCACGCAGCUGGACCGGAUGGUCAAUCACCUGCUGGAAGUAAUGGACUGUGCGCUGCACCUUUUGGGAUCCGGAGUGCCGGCUCCCAUUCGCCAGAAGGCAGUGAAGACAGCGAGUGCCCUCCUGCUGCUGCCCACACCCAAUCCUGUCCAGACCCAGGCGCGAUAUGUCCUGGCCACGCUUUACGGAACCAGGGCGGCGUACCACAACUACAAGGACGGCGUGCUGCUUCAGUUCGUCCAUGGAGAACUGCAGGCUAUGCAGCCAAAGCUCGAGAAACUGGAGUCUCUGCAGGAGAUCGAUCCCGAGGCCUUCUACCGCCUGAUUCUCCUGGUUCGUGGCAUUGCCAACGCCCGUCCGCAAUCUCUGGCGAAGAUCUGCGCGGAUAACAACUACGAUAUUGUGCCAACUCUGAUGGGUUUCGUCCUGGAGCUGCACAAGGUCACACCGGCGCUGGAUGAACCGAUGAACAUUGUGAAGCGAGGCCUGUGCCAGGCGGAGACCAUUGUCCACUGCCUGGUGGAGAUUAUGUACGGAUUUGCCCUCGCCGAUCCCGGCCAGGUUGGCCGCAUGACCAAGUACUUCAUUGAUUUGCUGAAGCACGACGCCAGUGUGAUUAGCCACAGUGCCAAGGAGGCGUUGAUCCUGUUGCUGAGUCCGCGAUUGAAGCGCCGAAAGGUGGCCAUAGUCACACCGCCCGCCUGCUCCACACCCACACCGUCCACAUCCGCCAUGCAGGCGCUGCAAGCGGUGGCCGACUCGGCUGCCAGCGACAUCAUCGAGGAGGCGGCUGCCGUCGCUGUGGAUGCGGGAGCCGGGGGUGGAGGUGGACUGCCCGAUGCCAAUCCGGACGCCGAAGGAGGAGUAGUUGGCGUAGGUGGAGCAGUGGGUCAGCAGCAGAUGCUCAACCUGGAGGCCUUCAUGAGCAGCGGCUUCCCUCGGCUACUCGGACUGCCCGAACAUGCCGACGACGAGGCCAUCAUGGACAUUGCCAUCGCCUUGAGCCUGCAACAACAUGGUGGCGAUGCGAACGCUUUGCAAACCCUUCAGCAAGGAUUGGCCAAUCUCCAGGGCAUCCGACAGGCCAUGGAAGCGGCCGUGAGUGCGGCGGCCAGUGUGUCCGCUGGAGGUUCGGAUGACGAUGAAGGCUCGAAUGUGGCAACCGAUGGCUCCACGUUGCGCACUUCCCCCGCGGAACCAGCGGGCAGUGGAGGUUCCGAAAGCGGAGGCAGUGGAGUGGAGAGCAUUGGUGGUACGUCUGCACGCAGUAGCAACUUUGGCGACCACCCGAAUGCCUCGCCGCCGCGGCAGGGUUCCGCCAAAGAUGAUCAGGAGCAACCGGGUCCCAGCGGCUUGUGUGGCUCCACUGGCGUCGCUGGCCUGAGCACCAUGAGCAGUAGUGAGGAUAACGAAAUUAACGAGGACGAGAAGCUUAGCAAGCUACAUGAUCUAAGGAUUGCUGUGCUCGAGAGCAUUAUCCAACACCUGGGAACCUUUGACUUGUGCAAUGGCCUUCAAGCCAUACCGCUCAUCCAGGUGAUCCUCAUGCUGACCACCGAUCUGAAUGGCAACAACGAGCGGGAUCAACAAGUGCUCCAAGAACUGCUCACUGCUCUGGUGGACUAUGUGGAAAUUGGCAAGAGAGGAGCGGCUUCAAGGAUGGAAACCAAGUGUCCUGGCAACGAAGUUCGACUGGCAUUGCUGUCCCUUUUCGGGGUGAUGAUGGGCAAGACCAAGUCAAAGCAGACGGGAACCACCUCGCCGCCGCAUCAGUUCAAGGACAACAGUUCCUUUGUGGCCAGCACCACGGCCAAUGUGCUCAGCAAGAGCGGAGCGUUCGUGUACGCCUUGGAGGCCCUCAACACGCUCCUGGUGCACUGGAAGAAUGUGCUGGGAGAUCCCUAUGCAGCGGGUGGUGGAACGGGUGCCUCACAAUCAGCCCAACCUGCCGUUGGAGCUUCAGGCCCCGGAGUUCAGCUCUUGAAGCCCAUUAAACAUGGCCCCAAACCGGACAUCUCCAUUCUGAUCCCACACAACUACCUGAAGAACUACCCGGAUAUCUUCGAGUCAUACGAUGGCCUGCUGACCGAGAUCAUUGUGCGAUUACCCUACCAGAUUCUGCGCCUGAGUAGCGCCCACCCGGACAACUACGACAGUGGUUUCUGCGAGGCCAUGACCUUCACUCUGUGCGAGUACAUGAUGCUUAACCUGAACACGCUGCUUCGGCGGCAGGUGAGGAAGCUACUCAUGUACAUCUGCGGCAGCAAGGAGAAGUUCCGCAUGUACCGCGACGGUCACUCUUUGGACGCCCACUUCCGAGUGGUUAAACGAGUGUGCAACAUUGUCAGCAGCAAGACUGGCGCUCCUUACAAUGCCAAUCCUCCCAUGCUCACCUACGACGCACUGGUGGAGCUGACGGAACACCUGCGAACCUGCCAGGAGAUCAGCCAGAUGCGCACUGGGAACUGGCAGAAGUUCUGUGUCGUCCACGAAGAUGCCCUCGCCAUGCUGAUGGAAAUCGCCUGUUACCAGUUGGACGAUGGCGUGUCCCCGAUUAUUAUCCAAUUGCUGCAGGCGGCUGUUUGCAACUUACCCGCUCCCAAUGGAUCCAAGCAGUCACAGCCUCAACCCUCGACCUCGUCAUCGGGAAAACUUCGGACCGAUCGGGAGAAGAGCGAGGAUACGGACGCCUACUACUCCAAAUUCGAUCCCGCCCAGUGUGGAACAUUUGUGCACCAGAUCUUUAGGUAUGCGUGCGAUGCGCUGAUCAUCCGAUUCGUGAGGAUCUUCCUGCUGGAGAACAACAUCAGCCAGCUGAGGUGGCAGGCGCACUCCUUCAUGACCGGACUCUUUGAGCACGCCAACGAGCGGCAGCGCGAAAAGCUCUUGAAUAUAUUCUGGAACCUGUGGCCACUGGUACCCACUUAUGGCCGGAGGACGGCGCAGUUUGUGGACCUCCUAGGCUACCUUACACUGAGCACCAGGAGCAUCACGGAGCGUCUGCCGGAGUUUGUGUCGCGUGCAGUGGAUGUUCUCCGCCAGCAGAACGAGUUGCUUUGCAAGCAUCCAAAUGCCCCGAUAUACACUACUCUGGAGUCCAUUCUUCAGGUAAAUGGCUACUACCUGGAAUCGGAGCCUUGUUUGGUGUGCAACAACCCGGAGGUUCCAAUGGCCAACAUCAAAUUGCCAUCCGUUAAGUCGGAUUCGAAGUACACCACAACCACCAUGAUUUACAAGCUGGUGCAAUGCCAUACCAUCUCCAAGUUGAUUGUACGAAUCGCUGACCUGAAGCGAACCAAGAUGGUGAGGACCAUCAAUGUGUACUACAACAACCGAAGUGUUCAGGCGGUGGUGGAGCUCAAGAAUCGUCCAGCAUUGUGGCACAAGGCUCGCUCCGUUUCCCUGCAAUCCGCGCAAACCGAAUUGAAGAUCGAUUUUCCGCUGCCGAUCACAGCUUGUAAUCUAAUGAUCGAGUUUGCAGAUUUCUUUGAAACUGUAAGUGGAUCCAGUGAGAAUCUCCAGUGUCCCAGGUGCAGUGCAGCGGUACCCGCCUAUCCGGGAGUCUGCGGAAACUGCGGAGAGAAUGUGUUCCAGUGCCACAAAUGUCGGGCCAUCAACUACGACGAGAAGGACCCGUUCCUGUGCCACUCGUGCGGCUUCUGCAAGUACGCCAAGUUCGAUUUCAGCAUGUAUGCACGCGUCUGCUGCGCCGUGGAUCCCAUAGAAUCUGCAGAGGAUCGGGUGAAGACCGUUUCGCUAAUACACAGCUCACUGGAGCGAGCGGAUAGGAUUUACCGCCAGCUGCUGACCAACAAGCAAAUGCUCGAACUGCUUAUCCAAAAGGUGGCCGAGCACCGAAGCAGCGACCGCAUGGUGGAGGACAACAUGGCCAGCGUGCACAGCACCUCGCAGGUCAACAAGAUCAUACAGCUGCUGGCCCAGAAAUACUGCGUGGAAUCACGCACCAGUUUCGAGGAACUUAGCAAGAUUGUGCAGAAGGUCAAGGCGUGUCGAAGCGAACUAGUGGCCUACGAUCGUCAACAACAGGACCAGCCACCGAUUAAUCCAGGAUCGACUUCCGGCGCCGAGAAUCCCACAACAAAUCGCUGCUACGGUUGUGCAUUGGCAUCCACCGAGCAGUGUCUUACACUCCUGCGUGCCAUGGCCUACAAUUACGAUUGUCGCGUUGGCUUGUACAGUCAGGGACUGGUUAGUGAGCUGGCGGAGCACAACCUGCGCCGGGGUACUCCUCAGAUUCAGGAGGAGGUGCGCAAUCUGUUGGUUGUGCUGACCAAGGAUAAUGCCGAGGCAUGCAUGCAUCUCCUGCAGUUGGUAACCACGCGCGUGAAGAACGCACUGAUGGGAUCGAUUCCCCUGAUCAGUUUGGAAGCAGCUGUGCACCAGGAGAUGACGCUGUUGGAAGUCCUGCUCGGACAGGACGAUGUUUGCUGGGAAUACAAGCUAAAGGUCAUCUUUGAGCUGUUUAUUAGUAAUUGCAGAUUGCCUCGUGGUCCUGUGACAUCGGUACUGCAUCCCUGCCUCCGCAUCAUGCAGAAUCUCAUCUGCCCAGUGCUGCCAAGCAGCAAGCCCAAUCAGAAGGUGGCCACGACGGAUCUGUGCAGCAUGAAGCUGCUCGAGGGAAAUACAGUGGACUACAGGGCCUGGCUAAACUCGGAUCGCAAUCACGAGUACGCAGCGUGGAGCAGCCGGAUGCCCAGCAACAACCAAGCCAAGCAGAAGAGCGCCAAGGAGCAGAACGCUCCUGCUGCAGCUGCACCAGAAGCCCCGCCAAAAACCAGAAGAGAAGUGCGGGCCGCCUUCCUGAGCGAAAAGUACGGAAAGCGAUGGCGGGAGCGUGUGCUGGACAAGCAACGGGUGACCAAGCCUUUGGUUUUCAACGCCAAGUGGAUCCAACCGUUGCUGUUCAAUGCGAACUCGAGAUUCGGUCGCCAGCUGGCAUGCUCCUUGCUGAGCAGCUUGAGCAGGACCAACGAGCGGCGGCAGCAAGCUCUCAACAUGCUUACGUCGUUCUUGAAGCACGUGGGUGAAGCUGGCGAGGCAAGUGCCGAGUACUUGAUGCUCUACAAGAGCAUGGCCACCGAGCAGCCCUGGCUGCAGUAUUUGGUGCUAAAGGGAGUGCUCAGCCAAAUCUCACAGCUUCUGGCGAUUGAAAUCAGCAAAGUGCAUCGCAUGGAGGAGCACUCGCUCUCCUCGGAUUUAUCACUGGGCUAUGCUCUGCGGCAGUAUGUGGAGCUGUUGUGGCUUCUUCUCGAGUGUCCCAACAUCCGCAGAACCUACAAGACGCGCAUGCUCGGUCCCGUCCUCGAAAGUUACCUGGCCCUCAGAAGCUUGGUGGUGCAGCGAACGCGACUCAUCGACGACGCCCAGGAGAAGCUUCUGGAGAUGCUGGAGGACAUGACCAGCGGCACCGAGGAGGAGACGCGUGCCUUCAUGGAAAUCCUCAUCGACACCGUAGAGAAGACGCGCAUGAACGACAUCAAAACGCCGGUGUUUAUCUUCGAGCGAUUGUACUCCAUCAUACAUCCCGAGGAGCACGACGAGAGCGAGUUCUACAUGACGCUGGAGAAGGAUCCCCAGCAGGAGGACUUCUUGCAGGGUCGAAUGUUGGGCAAUCCCUAUCCCUCCAGCGAAAUGGGACUGGGUCCGCUGAUGCGGGAUGUCAAGAACAAGAUCUGCACAGACUGCGAACUGAUUGCGCUGCUGGAAGAUGAUAACGGUAUGGAACUGCUGGUGAACAACAAGAUCAUUAGCCUCGAUCUGCCCGUCAAGGAUGUGUACAAAAAGGUUUGGCUAGCCGAAGGAGGCGAUCGGGAUGCCAUGAGGAUUGUAUAUCGCAUGCGCGGUCUUCUGGGAGACGCCACCGAGGAGUUUGUCGAGACGCUCAACAACAAGAGCCAGGAGCAGGUGGACACCGAGCAACUCUAUCGCAUGGCCAACGUGCUGGCCGAUUGCAACGGCCUGCGCGUAAUGCUGGACAGGAUUGGCAGCCUGCAGCGUAUAUCGCGUAACCGAGAGCUCAUCCAAGUACUGCUAAAGUUGUUCCUCAUCUGCGUGAAAGUGCGACGUUGCCAGGAGGUGCUGUGCCAGCCGGAAAUUGGAGCCAUCAAUACGUUGCUUAAGGUGCUGCAAAUGUGUCUUCAGUCGGAGAACGAUUCGAUCCAGUCGGCGGUCACCGAGCAGUUGCUGGAGAUCAUGGAGACGAUCCUCUCGAAGGCGGCCAGCGAUACCUUGGAUUCGUUCCUGCAAUUCUCGCUGACAUUCGGUGGACCCGAGUAUGUCAGCGCGUUGAUAUCGUGCACCGACUGUCCGAACGUGAGGAACAAUCCCUCCGUGUUGCGCCAUCUCAUCCGCGUUCUGGCCGCCCUGGUUUAUGGCAACGAGGUGAAGAUGGCUCUGCUUUGUGAGCACUUUAAGGACACUCUUAGCUUCAAGCGCUUCGACAACGAACGAACACCCGAGGAAGAGUUUAAGCUGGAACUCUUCUGCGUGCUAACCAACCAAAUCGAGCACAACUGCAUUGGCGGCACCCUCAAAGACUACAUUGUGAGCCUGGGCAUCGUGGAGCGAUCCCUGGCCUACAUCACCGAGCAUGCGCCCUGUGUCAAACCCACUCUCCUGCGAACCGACUCCGAUGAGCUGAAGGAGUUCAUAUCACGCCCGAGCUUGAAGUACAUACUCCGCUUCCUCACCGGCCUCUCGAACCAUCAUGAGGCCACCCAGGUGGCCAUUAGCAAGGACAUCAUACCCAUUAUUCAUCGGCUGGAGCAAGUGUCCAGCGAUGAGCACGUAGGCAGUCUGGCCGAGAACCUCCUGGAAGCGCUCUCCACCGAUUCGGCAACGGCAGCCAGGGUGCAACAAGUGCGCGACUUCACGCGGGCGGAGAAAAAGCGUCUGGCAAUGGCCACGCGAGAGAAACAGCUCGAUGCCCUCGGAAUGCGCACAAAUGAAAAGGGCCAGGUGACUGCCAAGGGUUCCAUCCUGCAGAAGAUCGAAAAGCUGCGCGACGAAACUGGUCUGACCUGCUUCAUUUGCCGCGAGGGCUACGCCUGCCAGCCAGACAAGGUUCUGGGCAUCUACACCUUCACCAAGCGCUGCAACGUCGAGGAGUUCGAGCUCAAGUCGAGGAAGACCAUUGGCUACACCACGGUCACCCACUUCAACGUGGUUCACGUGGACUGCCACACAUCGGCGAUACGAUUGACGCGCGGCAGGGAUGAAUGGGAGCGCGCCAGUUUGCAGAACGCCAACACCAGAUGCAAUGGCUUGCUGCCUCUUUGGGGUCCCGCCGUUGGUGAGGCGGCCUUCUCCGCCUGCAUGACCCGGCACAGCAGCUACAUGCAGGAGAGCACCCAGCGCUGCGACAUCUCGUACACGAGCAGCGUGCAUGACUUGAAGCUUCUGCUGGUUCGAUUCGCCUGGGAACGAAGCUUCCACGACGAUGCCGGCGGCGGUGGUCCGCAGUCGAACAUGCACUUCGUGCCCUACCUGCUCUUCUACUCCGUUUAUCUGCUCCUCUCCUCGCGAUCCGCGGCCAGGGACAGCAAGACCCUGCUCACGUACUUGCAGGCGGCGCCCAGCGAAAAGUGGCUGGAGUGUGGCUACGAGGUGGACGGUCCGCUGUACAUGGCAACCAUUUCGCUCUCGCUGCACAGCCGAGAGCUGUGGAACAAGCACAAGCUGGCGCAUCUGAAGCGGAUGCUAGCGGUGGCCCAGGCCCGUCACGUCUCGCCCUCUGUGCUGUGCAAGGCGUUGUUGUCGCCGGCGGAUCGCCAGGUGAAGGAGUACAGUGUGUACAAGCCCUUCCUCAUGAUGUGGGCCCUGGUGGACCUGAUCUACAACAACCUGUUGAAGGUUACAACGCCCAAGGAGGAGGACUGGCCGAUCGCGCUGUUCGACUACCUGCGCAAGAACGACGAGGCUCUUCUGAAGUCCACUGACGGCAUCCUGCAAACGCUGACGGAUGAGUUCCUGCCGUGCACUUCGUUCGGCGAGUUCUGCGAUGUGGCAGGACUUCUACAUCUCAUCGAGCAGCCGGAUAGUUUUAUCGAGGAAAUCCUCGAAGCUCUGCCUUCAACCACAAGCUCUAGUUAAAAUACAAUCGUUGACUCUAACCAACUAAACCGUAGAACUCGUAGCAAUGGAUUGCUUAUAUAUUUAAACUUACACCAUAAAUAUAUAUUUAUCACAUAAAAAUAUUUAAUCAAUAAAAAUUAUUCGUUUGCACAAUGGA
This is a messenger RNA of Drosophila ficusphila, 16178 nucleotides long. RefSeq names its product protein purity of essence (gene poe). Gene Ontology annotation, molecular function: protein binding; zinc ion binding. Lineage: Eukaryota; Metazoa; Arthropoda; Insecta; Diptera; Drosophilidae. Bases 62 to 16039 code for a protein of 5325 amino acids. The record is from RefSeq and is a predicted model, not a curated record. The transcript is spliced from 13 exons.